GCGAAAGGAUCCAAACCCAAAUCGAUUGAGUUAUUCGCGUGUCCUGUGAACAGGACUUUCUUUCGCAGAAAAAUGUUGCGCCUCCUGCUGCUGCCGCUCUUCCUCUUCACGUUGUCCAUGGCCUGCAUGGGGCAGACCUUUCAGUACUCCAGGGGCUGGACAAAUGGUAAGAGGGCCCUCAGUCCAGGAUCUCCUCUGUUGGCCAACGCACAUUUUCAUCGGAGCAACGAGCUGGGACUCACGGACCUCUACGAUCUGCAGGAUUGGAGCAGCGAUCGCAGGUUGGAGCGUUGUUUGUCGCAACUCCAGCGUUCGUUGAUUGCCCGAAAUUGUGCCCCAGGAGCGGAUUUCAAUGCCAAUCGACCAGAUGCGGAUACGGAAAACUCCAAUACCCAUUCCUCCAGACUCAACAACAUUAACAACGAAAACGUUCUGUAUUCAAAUACCAAUAUCCCGAAUAGACAUCGUCAGUCGAAUGAAUUACUCGAGGAGUUAAAUGCCGCUGGUGGAGUCUCUGCUGAACCCAUAUUUGGAAAACAUUAACCAUAAUAUUUCAGUACAUCAAAUUUCAAACUAUGGUUUAAUAGCAACAAGUGCUACAAAAAUGUAAAAAAAAAAAUUGUUUAAAUGUUGAAUAAAACGAAGGCUUUUUAUGGAUAAA
Messenger RNA from Drosophila ficusphila, 661 nucleotides. Its product is annotated as pro-corazonin. Lineage: Eukaryota; Metazoa; Arthropoda; Insecta; Diptera; Drosophilidae. Bases 73 to 543 code for a protein of 156 amino acids. Gene Ontology annotation, molecular function: corazonin receptor binding. The transcript is spliced from 2 exons. The record is from RefSeq and is a predicted model, not a curated record. Gene Ontology annotation, biological process: positive regulation of heart contraction.